Messenger RNA from Trichoplusia ni (cabbage looper), 5942 nucleotides. Its product is annotated as potassium voltage-gated channel subfamily H member 8-like. Bases 500 to 3712 code for a protein of 1070 amino acids. Gene Ontology annotation, cellular component: membrane. Lineage: Eukaryota; Metazoa; Arthropoda; Insecta; Lepidoptera; Noctuidae. The transcript is spliced from 17 exons. Gene Ontology annotation, molecular function: voltage-gated potassium channel activity. Gene Ontology annotation, biological process: potassium ion transmembrane transport; regulation of membrane potential. The record is from RefSeq and is a predicted model, not a curated record.
CGUCGCCGCCGCCGCCACGCGCGCGCUUCUACACACCCCCGACCGAACACAUACACUUUUCCGGUUCAAAACACGUGUCUAAUUAUCAAUCAAUCAAACAAAUUUUCUUUUAACAAAAGACGUCUUCGUGAUUUCUCUCAGUCAAAAUAUUUGUUUGAAAAUCGUCUGAUUCUUUUAAGAAGUCGUAAAAUUAUUUAAAAGUGCUUUUAAGUUCGUUAUUAUCGCGGGUCUUUUGUUUUUUAUUACUUGUUUAAGUAUUAUGCCCUAAACUGGUCUUCUUAGUGACCAGACAGGAUUGGACGUUAGUGGUGAACAAGUGAAAGUUUAGUGAUCGACUGUUGGAAGAUAAAGAAGUAUCAAGUGCAGUGUAGUGCGGUCGCGAGUACCGUGUGCGGGCUCCGAUGGCCGGCUCGGCCCGGCCGCGCUAGAUCGAUCCCGCCAAAGCGGCGCGGCUCACGUCGGUGGAGGGUGGUGAGCGCGGGGCGCGCGGCGCGGGGGGAUGCCCGUGCGCAAGGGGCUGCUCGCGCCCCAGAACACCUUCCUCGAUACCAUCGCCACUCGCUUCGAUGGCACUCACAGCAACUUCGUGCUGGGCAACGCUCAGGUACCAUGCUACCCGAUCGUGUACUGCUCCGAUGGGUUCUGCGAGCUGACAGGCUGGGCGCGCGCGCACAUUAUGCAGAAGGGGUGCGCGUGCAAGUUCCUCCAUGGCCCAGAUACGAGGGAAGAACACCGCCAUGAGAUCGAUGCAGCACUGGAAUCCAAACAUGAACUUAAACUGGAACUCAUAUUCUACAAGAAAAAUGGAUCUCCCUUUUGGUGUUUGCUCGACAUCGUCCCAAUUAAGAAUGAGAAACGAGAAGUGGUUUUAUUUCUCGCCUCCUUCAAGGACAUCACCAACACUAAGAUGGCCGCCAUGAACACUAAUGAGAACUUCGACAGCGGAGCCGCGGUGCGGCCUUCGGCUGGCGUGGUCACUCUAGCGUUAUCCCCAUUUGUACCCGCAGCGGCACUCUUGGGCGCCCGGUUCCGCGCUGAAUCUAGUUGCCUACUUCCAGACCCGAAUGGCAAUCUUGACCCCGAAGCCCCGUCGCCCGCCAACAUGGGCAGGCGGCGCUCUCGGGCAGUACUAUACCAGCUUUCAGGACAUUAUAAACCGGACAAAAUGAAGACUAAACUAAAACUCAACAAUGUUAGUAAGAAUCUAUUGCACUCAUCGGAUCCUCCGCUUCCUGAAUAUAAAACGUCAGCAUUAAAAAAGUCAAGAUUUAUAAUAUCACACUACGGGGUGUUUAAGACGUUUUGGGAUUGGCUUAUCCUUAUAGCUACGUUCUAUGUCGCUGUAGUGGUUCCUUACAAUGCCAGUUUCGUAGAUGAAGGACACCCCAGGAUUAGUGUAACUAGUGAUGUCGUGGUAGAAGCGCUCUUCAUUAUCGAUAUAGUGCUUAAUUUCCGGACGACAUUCGUAAGUAAGAAGGGAGAAGUAGUCUCCGACUCUAAGGCGAUAGCCCUUAAUUACAUCCGGAGCUGGUUUGUGGUGGAUCUCCUGGCGGCGCUCCCGUUUGACCUACUUUACGCGUCCGACGUGUACAGCGGCGCGGAGUCGACACAUGGAAACGUGCAUUUAGUGAAAUUAACGCGACUGCUUCGACUGGCCCGCCUCCUACAGAAGAUGGAUCGAUACUCGCAGUACUCGGCUUUGAUACUGACAUUGUUAAUGCUCUCUUUUACUUUGGUCGCGCACUGGCUCGCCUGCAUCUGGUUCAUUAUAGCUGACAAAGAAAUCGAACUUCACAAAAACGAAAGUUGGGACUUAGGAUGGAUAAACAAUCUGGCGGAGAGACUGAAAGUGCCGAUACCGAAUAUAUCGCACAGCGAGAGUUAUGUGACGGCUCUGUACUUCACGUGCUCGUCGCUCACCAGCGUCGGCUUCGGCAACGUGUCGGCCAACACGCUCGCCGAGAAGAUAUUCAGCAUAAUAACUAUGUUGAUUGGAGCGCUGAUGCACGCCGUAGUGUUCGGUAAUGUAACAGCCAUUAUACAGAGGAUGUAUUCCCGACGCUCCAUGUACCAAAGCAAGUGGCGUGAUCUAAAAGACUUUCUCAGCAUCAAUCAAGUUCCGAAAGAGUUGAAACAGAGAAUGCAGGACUACUUCCAAACAAUGUGGUCGUUAAACCACGGUAUCGAUAUUCAUGAGACCCUCAAAGAGUUUCCUGAGGAGUUGCGGGGGGAUGUGUCUUUACAUCUACACCGUGAGAUCUUAUCGCUUCCGAUAUUUGAGUCCGCGUCUCAGGGGUGUCUCAAGCUGCUGUCCCUACACAUUAGGAGCAACUUUUGCGCCCCUGGCGAGUACCUCGUGCACAAAGGCGACGCGCUGACGUACAUCUACUACAUAUGCAACGGUUCUAUGGAAGUGAUGCAAAACGAGAUGGUCGUUGCUAUACUGGGCAAAGGAGAUUUGGUGGGAUGCGAUAUGAAUACCCAUUUGCAAGCUUACAACGGUACGGGUUCGUCUCACCCACAAGGCAAUAAUCCCGAUGUUGUGGUAAAAUCUAGCAGCGAUGUUAAGGCUCUUACAUACUGUGACCUAAAAUGCAUACACAUGGGAGGCCUAGCGGAAGCUCUACGUCUAUACCCGGAGUAUCAGCAGGAGUUCAUCCACGACAUCCAGCACGACCUCACAUACAACUUGCGUGAAGGCUACGAAGCUGAGCAGGAGUCCGACGGGAACGGACACCCAUCCCUGACCCUGCCGUCAAUAUCUGAAGAUGACGAAAAUGCUGCCGAAGACACAGCCCUCACACCCAAAAAAUUACCAACCUCCAAUACAAACAGCCCACGACACGCGACGAAAUUCAGGACGGACGGACAACCGCGGCUAUCUCAUAGAGAGUUACGGGAGAGAAUAGAAAGACAGCGCUCGGUGGCGACGCCCAAAAUUACGAGAGCCGAUUCUUUGGAAGGGCUAAAUUUAGAAGUACACAACACACGAUCGUCUGUUGACAGGCUUGACACCCAGGUGUCUAGUCUACACCAUGACGUGGCAGCGCUCAGCAUGGAGGUCCGGAAUGCUAUCCAAGCUCUGCAGGAAAUGACGGCUCCUGCUGGCUGGCACGCGGCACAUUCCAACCCCAACCUGCAGUGGAACGCGCCACCAAACCAGUUGGCGCGAAGCUGCAGCCAUCCUCCUGACGUGUUUUGUUGGGAUCAGUUGAAAAUUUGUAUCCAACAGCAAGAGAGACCGGUUACCCCAGAACGUCCAAAAACGCAUAAGAGUACACAAACUGAGCCAUUCCUACACAGCGUUACGCAGUAUAUCAUGGAACACCCUGCCACCGUGAUGCUACUGCUAGGGAUAGAGCCGAUGACGAACCUCGCGCCCGUUAUGCCCGGGCCUUUGGACUACUACACCGACGCUCGCAGCCGGCGGCCGUCCACGCUAGAACAAAUUGUAGAGUCAGAAACUGGAAGCCAGACACCUUCAAGUACGACCAGCGAGAAGUUCGAGCAGACCCGAAGUCCAAGUGAUAGCGUUAAGGAUUUGGAAGUUCAGAUUGAUAUGAGGAAGGUGAAUGAGAAGGAGGGUCCGUCGGCGAGUCUGCGCCGCAGCCGCUACUCGGCGAGCGAUCUGUGCGAGGCGUCCGAGCGCCUGCUCGCCACGCGCUCCACACACCCCAGCACGCGCAGCCUCAAGUUUAACAUCAACAGUUAAACAUAAUUCCAUUUCGUGUUAAUACAUGCUCAUUAGCCCUUAGACUUCAAGUAAUAAAGCCAUUAGUUUAAUUGUAAAUUCGGUUACUUUAUAUGUAAGUGUAUUUCGUUUGUUUCCUCUGUAGAUACAUCUACUUAUAUUACUUCUCAAUCAACGAAAUCUAUCUUUAUUAUUACGAAUAUUUUCUAGUUAGUAUGUUGUAUUAAACAAUUACAUACUUAAAGAUUGUACAUAUCAUGUUUACGAGAAGUUUUAUUGUUAGCUUAGCCUAUAAAACUAUUUCGUCUAGUCACUGUUAGGCUUAAUGAAAGAGAGAGAGAUUUUGGGAAUUAUUUCUUGGACAGAUUCGACGGUUUAUUUAAAAAUAGAACCAUUUUAAUAAAUACCAUACUGGCUAUUUUGUUCUGUGAACCAUUAGAUAAUUUGUUUAGAAGAUUUUAAUAACUGACUAGGUUAAUUGUAAAUCAUAUUGGACGUUUUAUUCAUCGUAUAUUUCCUUAUUAUAUUUACAGCAUGCUCUAUGUCAGGGCUGUCAUUCUGCUCAUACUCAACAAUAUCUCACUGAUCGUAAUAGAAUAUAAACGCGUUUAUACAAGAAACGCGUAUGUGUAAAUACCCUUGAAAAACUCGAAAAAAAAUUGUAAAGAUUCGAAGACGUCUACGUCACUCACUUUAUUUAUAUUGUCUACGAAACUGUUCUCUAUUUUAUAAAAACUUUUAGAAUAAAGCCAAUAACUCGGUGUGUUUAUAAUAGUAUACUUAUGUAUAAGACAAUACUGAACAUAAUCCGUAUUUGCCAAGUUUCCCCUGAUCUCAAAGUAUAUUUUUAAACCUUUUCAUAGAAUCACAUUAUAGUCUUCCUUUAAAGUUUUUAGUCACAUGAACUGACAAUGUUUCCAACCAGUAAAACCUUGGACUGGAUUGUUCAUUUGACUUCGAUUUAUUUUGACCAAGUCUCCCCUAAACAAAUGUUACGUGCCAAAAGUGUAACUGUCACAAUUUAGAAAUGCCUAUUAUAAAUAGACACUGAAUUUCGAAAGUAUUUACUUUUCUACUGGAAAUAUUAUUUGUAAUUAGAAAUUUUGUCCCCUCUCCAAUGUGACCAAGUUAGAAUAGAAGAGAAUCAUUGAUUAACUUUUUAUCGUAAGUGAUACUUACAAGUAUUUGUCAAAACUAUGAGAUGUUCCAUAGGCACUGUCUUAACGCGUUACUACUGCAUUUUAUCGAGGUUUGAGAAUGGUGUGUCACAUAAUAAUGUCCCUAAAAUGCCCUCCAGCCAAAUGACAUUUCUGCAACGUUGGCGUCAAGACAAAACGGUCAAAUGUGUGGAAAUUACAGUUCAGUUCCAUUAAUCACGUGACAGACCUGUCAUCUCCAUACAUCGUAUAAGGAUUGUCGAAAAGUGUAUUGGCUAGAGGGACAGUACGUAAAACACAUUGACACUCGAUAAGUAAGUUUUGAACGACCCUUUCGACGUUAAAUCAAUGUCAAAGUCUUGUACCUAAUGGGAUGAGAAUUUAACUUUCGUUAUUCCAAGAACUCAUUAUCACAGUUUACCCAAUAUGACGGUUUAUAAACAAGAGGAAAAAUAACGAUGGAAUCUGAUAUUAAGAAGAUUAUAACUAAUUAAUUGAAAUCCAAUAAUGGCCAACGUUAUAUAAAUAUUAUCUAUAAACUGUUUGUAAGCAAUACCUUGUAGUUCUUAUGAUUCUUUGUUUUUGUUUCGAAGAUAUUUCUAUAAGUAUAAAUAGCAAUUAGUCUGAUUAAUGUUUUAUUUUAUGCAUAAUUGAAUAACCUAUCAUCAUAUUGAAUUUGGAACCAGGCAUUUGUUUUUAAACGUUUCAGCAUGAAAGACGCAUCAAAUGUUGUGUUAAGCCAGCUCUUCUAAAAUAUAUACUUAUAAAUGUAUAUUCUUGUAGAGAAAUGAAAUUCAAAUUGUAUCCUUGAUAAUAAUUGUUAUAAGAACGGAAACGCUUACUAGAAUUAAUGUGGUGUACGUUGUAUAGAACCCAUGAAUGUGAUAUGAUGUUAAACACACGUGCAGUGCCUAAAAUCUCAUUUAUUUAUUUAUUUACUUAAUAAUGCUGUAUCUUUUAUUAAAAUCUAAACUAUUUUACUAAAAGUUAUGAUUACGUGUACGUAUUAAAUAUUUUGUACAUAUUGAAACUUAAUCUUGUAGUACAAAGUAAUAGUUACCAUAAACUUUAAUAAAGACAAAUUGAUGUUGGAA